AGAUUCAGGUGUUGUUAGGGUUUUCAAUUUCGGAUCUAACCGAAUUGGGAUCGUAAUGUGGUGAAUUGCGAUGCAGAUUAGGAACUUGGUAGAGGUGGAGCCACCAAGCCCACUCCGGUACUUGAUCGGAGCCGCCGUCAUGAUGAUCGGAGUCGUGUUACCCGUCGGUUACAUGAUGUUCCGUAACAAGCGCGGUCCCUCCUCUUCCGCCUACUCCAAACAGACGUAGGAACAAGGUUUUGAUUUGAUAUAGAGACAUGGUGAUGGUGGUGGUUGUGAUGUGAGAAGCCUCUGGUUUAGUUUGGAGGGGGUGAUUGAUUAGCUUAGAGUUAGAGGCUUCGACAGAUCUACCAUUUGUUCAAUUGUAAAUGCAUUUUGACAUUCUAAAUCUCUUAACUGCUUCUUCACUUGAUUCUGAACUCUCCUCCUAUUGAGAUGCUCCUCGUGUUCAAUAUUGUGUAGCACAAAAAAAUCUCUAUAUACGUGAUUUGCAUUUAUUUGUUUGUUUAUUUAUUUAUUUAUUUUCCCUUUAAGCAAGAAGAAAGAUCUGAUUGUUGCU
Messenger RNA from Cajanus cajan (pigeon pea), 559 nucleotides. RefSeq lists its product as uncharacterized. The record is from RefSeq and is a predicted model, not a curated record. Gene Ontology annotation, cellular component: Golgi apparatus. Lineage: Eukaryota; Viridiplantae; Streptophyta; Magnoliopsida; Fabales; Fabaceae.